Molecule: messenger RNA, 1585 nt
Organism: Saccostrea echinata
Lineage: Eukaryota; Metazoa; Mollusca; Bivalvia; Ostreida; Ostreidae
Exons: 3
Coding region: 54-1019 (321 amino acids)
Biological process (GO): BMP signaling pathway; SMAD protein signal transduction
Cellular component (GO): extracellular region
Molecular function (GO): growth factor activity; cytokine activity
Source: RefSeq, a predicted model, not a curated record
ACCACGAUGACAUGGUACCGACAUAUAUAGGUCCUGGUAUAUAAAGCUUUGACAUGCUCUGGAACACUUACAAAAUUAUGAGAACACUUGGCAUUUGGUUGUACGUGGUUGUGUUCACCACUGAUCUUGGAAUGGGGGCGUUUGUCCCCCCUCACUUGACUUCUGAAUUCCUUCAGAAUCUGGGCAUUGACCCCGGAGGGCACAGACCCAUAACUCGGCCCAUCUCAUCGUAUGUGCUACAGCUUUUUCUACAGAUGGAAGAAAAACAAGAUGAUCUGCGUAUGUAUUCAGACCGUGAUCCAAAGGUGCAGUUCUAUGAUCCGGAGUCUCAAACCUCUGAUGGUCUCAUUGAAUUUGAUUUAUCGAGAGCACCAAUUGACGGAAACGUGACCAAAAUAGAGCUCGCCUUCACGGGACACACUCAUCGGCUGUUCUCUAUCCAAAUUACAUCGCCAUAUCGUCCAGGGAUCAGGGUAAAUUCCUUUCAUACAGGACAAGGACACGUGGCUGACGUCACAGAUCUGGCUAUAGAUCAGGUGGUAAAUACAACAUUAGAACUGUUUGUCUCCAUCAGUAAAUCAACUCACCAGAUAAGACAUCUUAAUCCGAUUUUGGCGAUUUUUCUGGACAUAAAUGUCUCUUUAUUGCACAGAGAUCGGCGGAAGCGAUUUGUGCCUAGUAAUAGAAAUUCUACAAUAAAUAUGGAAACAGCUGAAACGCUAAAUUACUGUCGUUUGAAGGAGUGGACAGUAGACUUUAGGGAUUUGGGAUGGUACGGAAAAUUUAUUCAACAUCCUAUAACAUACCGAGCGAAUAUCUGUGCUGGAAAUUGCCCGGUGGCUCCAAUGGAUCCGUAUUUCAACGCCACAAACCAUGUACUCGUAAAGUAUCUCCUGGAGAAGAGACUGUGUUGUUCCCCAAUAGAAUACAUGUCACAGACUUUAAUAUUCGUGACCAACAACAUGACGGCCAUGCAGACGGUUAGAGGGAUGUCGGUGUCACGUUGUGGCUGUCGUUGAACAUCAUUCAAUUGUCGAGUCAAGCAUGUAAUAUAUGUACGUAUACAUGUAUUUUUCCACGUGACUCGUUAAUUUGAAAUGAGUAUGUCUUUAUGUUGUAAAGAUCUGCUCAUAGUCAGGGCCCAUAACUCCAAAGAAACCCGCCAGAAAAUUGAAUUUGCAAAUUUUUGGACGUUUUUUUCUUGAGAAUAGACAUUGUAUUUUGCAGCUACACUCGUAUUUGAUCUUCGAGAUCUAAAGCUUUGAAGGCUAAAAACUGGAUUUUUUUGUUGAUUUUAAUUCUACCACUCAUUUGAAACUACAAUGUUUAGUGAAGCACGGAUUAUUGAUCAAGACCGAAAGAAUGCAUCUUGGUCAAAGGAAAAAGAACAAUGUAUAUUUAUAUUUUUUGUGAAUCUUCAUGAGUUUUGCAAGGCAAGGCCCAUGUAGAUAAUAACAUAUCAAGUUUUUUUUUAUCUUCAUAUUUUUGUUAUUUAUUUGCAGAGUUUGAAAUAGGAUUUGUUUUGAUUUACCUUGCGCAUUUGUUUGUCUUUACACGUAACUUCGUUGUAGGGAAUCUUUUUAUA